Zymoseptoria tritici IPO323 is the source of this 780-nucleotide messenger RNA. RefSeq lists its product as uncharacterized. The coding region runs from base 125 to 580 and encodes 151 amino acids. The transcript is spliced from 3 exons. NCBI's taxonomy places the organism in Eukaryota, Fungi, Ascomycota, Dothideomycetes, Mycosphaerellales, Mycosphaerellaceae. The record is from RefSeq and is a predicted model, not a curated record.
CGCCCACGACGAACACAUGGUGACAACUAUACAACGAUACAACGGCACCCUGCAACCAACAGCGAAGCGGCACGAGACCGGAAAGCAUGCAGGUCUCUGCAGCGCCUGACUUCGGGAGUUGGUCAUGCACGUAGCUCUGCAAUCACACGCUACGCUGACGGGAUCGAGAGCGGGCAAGCCUCGAGAUCAGUACGGUGAAAGAGGGUGCAAAGAGCAUAAAGACUCGAGCGAUGCCCACCAACUUGCAACCAAAUCAAAUCCUGUCUCGACUACCCAUCAGGUCAAACAUCCCUUCGGCCCUCCACUCAAAAUGCAACUUUCUCUCGUCUGUGCUUUGAUGGGUGUUGUGUCGAUCGCCGUCGGAGCACCCGUCGAAAAGCUCCCUGUCGGCGUCGACUCAUACUCUACGCGCAGCGCCUGGCACAGACCCCCAAUUUCAGGCCAUGCCGAAGUCGAAGGCGAAGACGAUGCCGUGAAGCGUGCUGCUGAGGCCGAAGAGGCAACCAUCGACUGCUACAGCACGCGCUCGAGAUGGGCCAACGUCAAGAGAGCAUGCGACCAUCCCCCGUCGGAGGAGUAAUGUCGAUUUCAUCCGCAGCUGGGUCGACAGCCGAGAUGGAUCGGGUGACACGAUGGACGAAAGUUACUCGCGGAAGGCUUUGAGCAAUAGGGAAGGAAUUAAUGCGGGCAACUCUCCUUUGUCUGUCUUCUUCAACAAGGACAACAAAUCCACGUUCUUUACGCCCCCAGCGGAACCGAAUGGAAAUGAGCGGAUUUCUU